This is a messenger RNA of Linum trigynum, 267 nucleotides long. Lineage: Eukaryota; Viridiplantae; Streptophyta; Magnoliopsida; Malpighiales; Linaceae. The record is from the annotation of a GenBank genome assembly.
AUGUGCGAACGGGGUCCGCUGCUCCGAGGCGCUCUAGGAGAUCCCAAUCAAUGCAUCUUUGCUGCCCAAAUGGGAGGGGAAGGAAGCGCUCUAAAGCCCUCCUAUGUUUGUCGGGUAAUUGGAGGAAGCCGUGAAGUCCCCCUCCUCCAAGUUGAGCCUCCGUUUGUGGUGGUGGAGAUGGUUGACGUGCUCGUCCUUGGUUGUUUUUGCGUUGUCGUUUGGGGGGAGUGUCUCGUUCUUGGGUUUGGCGGCGACGACGAUAAGUAG